AUGAGUCACGGCGAGUGCGCCCUGGCCCUGACGGCCCCCACCACGGAGCCCAACGCAGUGGCCCCCAAGGCCAUGGAGCUGGUCCUGGUCAAGGAGCAAAACGGGGUGCAGCUCACGAACUCCACGCUCAUCAGCCCCCCAAAGACGCCCGUGGGGGCCCAGGAGCGGGAGACCUGGAGCAAGAAGAUCGACUUCCUCCUGUCGGUGAUCGGCUUCGCGGUGGACCUGGCCAACGUCUGGCGCUUCCCCUACCUCUGCUACAAGAACGGCGGCGGCGCCUUCCUGGUGCCCUACCUGCUCUUCAUGGUCAUCGCGGGGAUGCCGCUGUUCUACAUGGAGCUGGCCCUCGGGCAGUUCAACCGCGAGGGCGCUGCUGGCGUCUGGAAGAUCUGCCCGGUGCUGAAGGGCGUGGGCUACACGGUCAUCCUCAUCUCGCUGUACGUGGGCUUCUUCUACAACGUCAUCAUCGCCUGGGCCCUGCACUACCUCUUCUCCUCCUUCGCCCUGGAGCUGCCCUGGACCCGCUGCAAUCACACCUGGAACAGCCCCAACUGCUCCGAUGCCCCUGCCGGCAACACCAGCGCCGGCCCCGGCGACUCCUUCAGGACCACGCCCGCCGCCGAGUACUUCGAGCGCGGGGUGCUGCACCUGCACCAGAGCAGCGGCAUCGAGGACCUGGGCCCGCCCCGCUGGCAGCUCACCUGCUGCCUGGCGCUCGUCAUCCUGCUGCUCUACUUCAGCCUGUGGAAGGGGGUGAAGACCUCGGGCAAGGUGGUGUGGAUCACGGCCACCAUGCCCUACGUGGUGCUCUUCGCGCUGCUGCUGCGCGGCGUCACGCUGCCCGGCGCCCUGGACGGCAUCCGCGCCUACCUGAGCGUGGACUUCCGCCGGCUCUGCGAGGCCUCGGUCUGGAUCGACGCCGCCACCCAGAUCUGCUUCUCACUGGGCGUGGGGUUUGGGGUGCUGAUCGCCUUUUCCAGUUACAAUAAAUUCACCAACAACUGCUACAGAGAUGCCAUCAUCACCACCUCAGUCAACUCCCUGACCAGCUUCUCCUCUGGCUUCGUGGUCUUCUCCUUCCUGGGCUACAUGGCCCAGAAGCACAGCGUGCCCAUUGGGGACGUGGCCAAGGACGGGCCGGGGCUGAUCUUCAUCAUCUACCCCGAGGCACUGGCCACGCUCCCACUGUCCUCGGCCUGGGCGGUGGUCUUCUUCAUCAUGCUGCUCGCCCUGGGGAUCGACAGUGCCAUGGGCGGCAUGGAGUCGGUCAUCACCGGCCUCAUCGACGAGUUCCAGCUGCUGCACCGGCACCGGGAGCUCUUCACUCUCUUCAUCGUCCUGGCCACCUUCCUGCUGUCCCUCUUCUGCGUCACCAACGGCGGCAUCUACGUCUUCACACUGCUGGACCACUUCGCAGCUGGCACGUCCAUCCUGUUCGGGGUGCUCAUCGAGGCCAUCGGGGUGGCCUGGUUCUACGGCGUGCGGCAGUUCAGCGAGGACAUCAAGCAAAUGACCGGGCAGCGGCCCAGCCUUUACUGGCGUCUGUGCUGGAAGUUCGUCAGCCCCUGCUUCCUGCUGUUUGUGGUUGUGGUCAGCAUCGUGACCUUCCGGCCCCCGCACUACGGGACCUACAUCUUCCCCGAGUGGGCCAACACGCUGGGCUGGACCAUCGCCGCGUCCUCUAUGUCCAUGGUGCCCAUCUACGCGGCCUACAAGUUCUGCAGCCUGCCCGGGACCCUGCGGGAGAAGCUGGCCUACGCCAUCGCGCCUGAGAAGGAGCACCAGCUGGUGGACAGCGGGCAGGUGCGGCAGUUCACGCUGCGCCACUGGCUCCUGGUGUAGCGGGACCGGCCCGGCUGCGGGGAGGCGCGGCCCGCCGGGGGG
Molecule: messenger RNA, 1884 nt
Organism: Talpa occidentalis (Iberian mole)
Lineage: Eukaryota; Metazoa; Chordata; Mammalia; Eulipotyphla; Talpidae
Gene: SLC6A3
Product: solute carrier family 6 member 3
Exons: 14
Coding region: 1-1842 (613 amino acids)
Biological process (GO): dopamine uptake involved in synaptic transmission; sodium ion transmembrane transport
Cellular component (GO): presynaptic membrane; neuron projection; plasma membrane
Molecular function (GO): dopamine:sodium symporter activity; norepinephrine:sodium symporter activity
Source: RefSeq, a predicted model, not a curated record